UUAAAGUUUUACUUUUUGUUUACAAAGUUCAGGUGAUCAGGAAGUCAGCAGGUAAAAAAGAAAAUCCAUCAGUUCUGUUCCUCCUCUCAGUUUCCCAAGAGAAAGGUGAGGGACGACACACCUGCAGCAACAUGCCACCAUUAAGUGCUGCUCCUGCGUGAAGUGGGUAAAGAUAGGCGAUGAGAUGGAUGAUAGCUUCAGCAUGAAGUCCUUCUUAAAGGACCAUCUUGGCUUCCUUCACUGCCUCUGGGAUAAAAUAUGGCCACCAGAAGAAGCACCAGGGGAACCCAUAGUGGUGACGGUCUCUGGGCAAAAAUUAGAUAUGAUGACUGUCCUGUAUGAUUUUGAUGCCCGCACCAACGACGAGCUGAGCGUAAUGCAGGGUGAAGAGCUUUGCAAGAUAAGUGAAGAGGGGGAGUACGUGAUGGUACGGAGAGUAACGGGCAGCCUGGAGAUAGGAUUGGUUCCUUCAACCUACGUGACCUUCACAAGUUCCCCCGUAAACUCCGUUUCCAACACUGAAUCGGGUUUCGUAGAGGUAAGCCGAACAGAAGCAGAGAGACUGCUCCUCAUGCCCCCCAAUGUGUCUGGUUCCUAUCUGAUCCGGCCCAGUGAUAGCAAUGUCGGACUGUAUUCACUGUCAGUGCGCAAAGAUGAGAAAGUGAUUCAUUUUCUCAUAAAUAAAAACAAUCGGGAGGAAUUUUACCUGCAGCCAGGAAGAGUCUUUGCAACAAUACAGGAACUUGUCAACUUUCACAAAAUCAACUGGAAACUCCUGAAAAUUCCUCUCCUGCAGCCGUAUAUUGAGGUGGCACUGGACGAGAACGAUAGGGUGUAUACCCCAGAGCAGGAUCUCAGAUCGGAUGAUAGCUGGGAAAGACCCCGUUCAGAGUUCAAACUGCUUAAUAGGCUUGGGGAAGGAUUUUUUGGAGAGGUCUGGCAAGGUGUAUGGAACAACAACAAAAAAGUUGCCAUAAAGACCUUCAAACAAGCUCAUAUUGUCCAGGCUGACAUGGAGAAAGAAAUUAAUGCUCUGAAGAACCUAUCUCACCCUAACCUGAUCCAGCUCCUCGCUAUCUGUUCCAUCGGAGAGCCCGUAUAUAUCGUCACGGAGCUCAUGACCAAGGGAAACCUGAAUUCGUAUUUGAAGAGUCCCGAAGGAACGCGGUUAAGCUACGACUCGUUCCUGUACAUUUUUUAUCAGGUCGCCGAAGGUAUGGCUUACCUUGAAUCGGAAAAAGUGGUCCAUCGUGAUUUGGCCACUCGCAAUGUCCUGGUGGGAGACGAUCUCCUCUGUAAAAUUGCAGAUUUUGGACUGGCAAGAAUCCUCAAGGAUGAUAUGUAUUCUCCAGAGAAGAAUCGUGCAGUGCCAAUAAAAUGGACGGCCCCCGAAGCGCUCUCACGCUGCAAAUAUACCACGAAAUCCGACGUGUGGUCUUUUGGGGUUCUCAUGUAUGAAGUGUUCACGUUUGGGCAGAUGCCAUAUAAAGACAUGACAAACCCUGAAGUGUAUAAUCAAGUUGAGCAAGGAUAUCGACUGCCGAAAACCUCCAACUGCAGCACGGAGAUGUACAAACUGAUGUUGGAGUGCUGGGACAAAGAUCCCAACAAGAGGCCCAGCUUUCAAGAUAUUGUGGAAACACUGUCUGUUAUGAAAGACUUCAGUCAGUGAACCGCAGUCAUUUUCAGAUAACUGCCCCCCACUCAGACUAGCUGGACCACUGUCCAUAGUUGUCCCUCCAUAAUGUGAAAUGGUGGAACAAGGAGAAUUAACGAGAUUGCUCAUUUACUACUGUCCUCUAAGAGCGAAUAGCAUCGUGUAAGUAAGGGGUAAAGAUACCUCCCCAAACCGUGUCCUGUCCCAAGGAUAAGAUAUAUUGAACGUUAUGCUCGUGGCACAAGACGAUGGACUGGUCAGAAAAUCCAAAAUCUUGUAACUCAGUUGGAUUUCAAGCUCUGUUUUCCAGACCAUUCAUGUCAGAAGAACACAUCUUGUUGGUCACUGUUUCUUCUCAAUAUUACAAAGUUUUUUACUUUUUUUUACUUUUAUGGGCAAUCACUGUAAUAUGGUAUAUGAAGGAUUAAAGUGAACAAUCGUUAAGUUCCUGUUUUAACUCACUCACUACCUGAGCCCUAGAACACCUGGAAGAUCUUUGCUGAUGGCAGAAAUGUUGAUCUGAUGGCAGGAAAGAUGUCUUGUGUUCUGUUUGUUUUUCCAGUCUACUUCCAGGAGAUAACGAGCUUAACGCAAAGCACUCCAACCGCCAUAACCAGAGAAAUGAUUGGUGGCAUGCGCAAGGCGAAGCCUCCCACUGUUGGACACGUACUGUAGAUGUCCACGUCGGUAUUAUCUGAUGCACAGACUUCAGGGUAGAAAGUCGCAGUUUGUCAUGAACCAGGUUUGACAGAACCUAAAGACUCUGCACAGUAGUAACAAUAAACUGCAGUGGUUAUGGUGCUUAAACGUCUUCUUUACUUUAACAUAGUAUGAUGUGUGUCUGGUUUUUAACUCUGUCAUUUUGAUUUGCUCACUGACACUAGAAAACUGUUCUUGGGAUGCUGUGCGUGCCUCCGAUUACGCACAUCCUAUAUCGGUGAAUUAGACAGAAUUAUGGAUCCUUUCUUUGUUAAACCCCGUGAUGCUUUUAAUUGUUUGGUCUUCAGGAUAGUCUUACACAUCCCAAGCAUUAUUCAAUUAUUUAAUGUUUUAAAGGGGUACCCGCUGCUGGAAUAUGCCCUGUUACAUAGAUAAUGCAAUCACAAAUAUUUCCAAAAAUAGCGAACCAAAAUAAUAAAAUAGAAAGUGUACCAUUGU
Messenger RNA from Pelobates fuscus (common spadefoot toad), 2815 nucleotides. RefSeq names its product src-related kinase lacking C-terminal regulatory tyrosine and N-terminal myristylation sites (gene SRMS). The record is from RefSeq and is a predicted model, not a curated record. The coding region runs from base 185 to 1672 and encodes 495 amino acids. The transcript has 8 exons. Gene Ontology annotation, molecular function: protein binding; ATP binding; protein tyrosine kinase activity. NCBI's taxonomy places the organism in Eukaryota, Metazoa, Chordata, Amphibia, Anura, Pelobatidae. Gene Ontology annotation, biological process: protein phosphorylation.